AUGAGCAACCCCGUGGAUGAUGCAUCAUCUGGUGCUCUCCUCGGAGCUCAUUGGACUCAACAAGGACUGCCUGCAGACGACACUGAUGAUGCAGACUCAACACUUGGUGACGAGAUCGAGAGCUCGACCGCUUCCCUCUCGUCCAGCAUUUUGAAUUAUCGCAAUAUCAAUGGCCGAACCUAUCACAGCCAUGCCGCCAUGGAUGAAGAAUACUGGGCUCCCAAUGACCCGAAGCACCUUGAGGCCUUGGACAUUUUCUACCACGCCAUCGACAUGAUGCUUGAAGGAAAGCUGCAUCAAGCGCCUCUCAGCCAAAACAUUGAGAAUGCCGUCGAUAUUGGCACGGGUUCGGGAUUGUGGGCCAUCGACUUCGCUGAUCAGUAUACCAACUGCACCGUAAUCGGCACCGACAUCUCUCCUGUGCAGCCUAGCUGGGUGCCUCCUAAUCUCCUCUUCGAGAUCGACGAUGCCACCAAGGAAUGGACCUUUAGGGAUGACUAUUUCGAUUACAUCCACAUGCAGCUACUAAACGGCGCUUUCGACAGCCUUACCCACAUCUAUAGUCAAGCGUUCCGGUGCUGCAAGCCCGGUGGCUGGCUCGAGCACGUUGAUACUUCAGUCAUGGUUACGUCUGAUGACGGAUCUGUCAAGGAGAAUAGUCCGUUGGGUCAGUAUGGCAAACUGUUCGAGGCAGCUGGUAACCGGGUCAACCGCAUGUCCAGGACCGCCGAUUUCACUACAAUGGAGGAUGCCAUGAAGGAGGCAGGCUUUCAAAAUAUAACGGUCAAGAAGUUCAAGAUACCCAUCUCGCCCUGGCCGUCAGACAAGAGGAUGAAGGAUAUUGGCCUUUACGCCUAUGCAACCAUGACGACCGAUGUUGAGGGUAUCAUACAAUUCAUGUUCGGUACCAUCUUGGGCUGGUCGCAACAGGAAAUUGCUGUGUAUGCCGAUCUUCUGCGUCGGCAGCUCAGGAGGAAGGACGUACAUGGAUACUAUACCUUGAAGGUUGUUUAUGGCCAGAAGCCACAGUAGGAUAAACAAGAGAAGCUGGGUAACGGAGAGGAGGGGGGCAGAUGGGGGCGGAUGAGAGCAAAUAAGGUGUGCUGCAGAGAUCGGUUAUAUGGAGUUGUGGUGUUGAUGUCCAAGUUGAGUCUGGCUACGGCCUUCGGGAUUUCGUCGUUUGGUCAAGUAUACCCUGGUGGUAGUCGUUCGUACGACAUUCCAGCAAGAUCUGGGUUUUUUGUCAACUUACUAGGUAUGUAGGUGGUAGUAUACUUCAAUGAUUGGAGCGGCUGGACUGCCUGGGAUGAUAUAAUAGACCAAGUCAACGCGCGCGAAAGGGAAUUGCUCCGUUCGCUAUGGCCGCCUUAGGGUACGGUAGGUAGUUAGAAAGAGUCUUGCGCCAGAUG
Messenger RNA from Neurospora tetrasperma FGSC 2508, 1409 nucleotides. RefSeq lists its product as uncharacterized. NCBI's taxonomy places the organism in Eukaryota, Fungi, Ascomycota, Sordariomycetes, Sordariales, Sordariaceae. The record is from RefSeq and is a predicted model, not a curated record. The coding region runs from base 1 to 1032 and encodes 343 amino acids. Gene Ontology annotation, molecular function: methyltransferase activity. The transcript has 2 exons.